CCUAACGAGAAAUAACGGCGGGCGUCCAACGGCGUCGCCGGCAGCCCGCGCUCGCCCCGGCGCCGCGAGAGGCGGCUGCGCGGCGUAGCGCGGCCGAAUCCCGGUUUUCCCGUCUGCCCUCACAGCCCGGUGCCCUCACAGCCCCGCGUCAAGCACGAACGCUGCGCUCCGCGAUCGCUGCGGCCGGCGCGUCGUGCCCGCCGUCUCUCGGGUCACGGGCGGGCCGAGCGCCCUGCUCGCGGUGACCGCCCGUGGAGCUCCGUCACGCCAUCUCGGAACCGAGCUCCUUCCCCAGCUCUAGGAAAGAGAAUCCUUUAUUGUUUUUUCUAUUCGCGUCGGCGGGAGCCGCUGCCCGACGAGUUUUCAUAUUCUGCUCGAUGGCAAAUAGCAGAGCGAAGAGCGGGGAAGGAGAGCGGCCGCGGGUCCUGUCUGUGUAGGGGGAGAGCGAGGGAACCAGCGCAGUGGGACGGCAGGGCUGCGAGCCGCCCCGGGAGCGCCGCUGGGCGCCUUCGGGACGCGUCCGGUGCUCCUCGUUGGCUGCAAAACUACGCAGAGCUUCGAGGUGGAUGCAAGCCGUGCUAAAACACCACUCGGGAUGGAAAGACAGGGGGUCAGAAAAGCUGGCCCCGAGAAAAUAAAAGUUAGAUGUUACAUUUUACCUGCUUUAGUUUAAGCUGGCGAGGCUUCCCGAGAGGUUUCUUACUGUUCUUACGGCUCACAGCCGUUCGACUAGCGCUGCCCUCACGGCGCUGCCGUCGGUACCGGGAGUGAUGCGGUGCCCGUGGCAGACCGGGCUGAGCUACAAACAAAUCCACCCCCGCAUUACUAGAGAGUAACUGUAACGAGGGCUGAAAGACGAGGUUUGGAAACUGGACCGGAGCCAGUUCAUUCCUGGCACCGAUUUGUGUUCUAGGUGUGCUGUCAAGAUAAGUUACGCCGUGUUCACGUCUAUCACAGGAUUAUUUUAAAUAAUGAUAUCUUCGCUGGAUCAAGACGGGAAGGAUUUGAUCCAGAAUGUGAAGGAGAGGCGAGCGGCCCAACGUGCCCCGGCUGGGGAAGCUCAGGUGAUGAAGCUCGGCAACCCCGAGAUCGCCCGCAGAUUGCUGAUGAGCGGCGCGAACCCCAACCUGAAGGACAGUACCGGCUUCGCCGUCAUUCACGACGUAGCCAGAGCGGGUUUCCUGGACACUUUGCAGACCCUGCUGGAGUUCCACGCCGACGUGAACAUCGAGGACGCGGAAGGCAACCUGCCGCUGCACCUGGCGGCUCAGGAAGGCCACGUGCGGGUGGUGGAGUUCCUGCUGCGGCGCACCCCGAGCCGCGUGGCGCACCAGAACCGCCGCGGCGACACGGCGCUGGACCUGGCCCGGCUGUACCGGCGCAGCGCCGUGGUGCGACUGAUGGAGGGCGGCCCUCCGCCCGCGGCCGACGCCAACUGAACCGGACCCCCUCGGACCUUGCGGCUCCCAGCCUCAUUCUUUUAUUAUUUUCUUUUUUUUUCCCUCCUCCUUUUUAAUAACUUUUGGUUCAACCCUACUUCUAUUUUUUUUUUUGGUUGUUGUUGUUGUUAUAUUUUUUGAAUAGUCGAUAGCGUGAGUUCGAGAAGUUGUAGAGGUGGGGUUUUAGCUGAGGAACAUGAUUUCAGUGCACGGUGGCGGCACGUUGCUGCCGCUCACGGCACUCCUUACCCCGCCGUGCCCACGCCGCUGCUCGCACCGGGCUUCCAGCACCAGGCUCUGCAAUGUAUCCCCGCUCAUUACUCAGCCAUUAACCCAAACGCUGCGUAUCCAUCGCUUAAUGUUCCCUUUCCGCUCCGGUGAAAGGAAACAACCCGCGGGGAUUCUUCCCCCUCUUCCCCGUGCUCCUCAUCACCCCCGGCUCAGCGUGUUGGGGUCGGGUGGGGACCGGGAGCGGCCCGGUCGGGGGUCACCGAGCCCGGGAAAGCCGCUUCGGGCAGCUGCCUCAGUUUGACACUAACAGGAGCUCGUAGGAGUAGGUUGCUAGCUUUCUAAAUGUAGAUGACACUUUUUCACUUUGUGUAUUUAAACUUUCACCGAGCUGCCUUUGAGUUUAGUUACCAGAAACAACAUAAGUGGCUUUUUUUUUUUUUUUUUUUUUUUUUUUUUUUUUGGCCAGAGGUUUCGAAGAGCUCGGUUGGGCACCCCGCGCCGAAAAGUACAUUAUUUUCCAGUUUCAAAAUAGCAGAUAACCAUGGGCAGAGGUAGGAGCGUGAGGGGGCUGCAAUACUACAGCUCCUCCCGUCCCUGCCUGAGCUGAGUGCCGUUUCGAUGCUCGCUCUUGUUUUGUCUGGGGAAAAAAAAUAAAAAGGGAUGAUAGCUGGAUCUUAAAGGUAUUUGGAUGCAAUGGAAUUUGGGAAGCAACACGUUAGGUACCCGUGAGGUUGUCUUAAUGCCUUCACCUGACGAACAGUGUAAUUCCGGAACUGUUUUCCUUCCAGAACAGCCGUUAGGUUCCUACGGCCGAACCGCCGGGGCCGCAGGGAGCAGCGGGAGGGGCGGCGGAUGGGAACCUCAGCGUGCUCUGCGCUGCGGGUCCGACUGUCGGUGGCACAGGAUGGGAAGGGCUCACAUCAGUGUGAAAGGAAAGACUGGCUACAAAAUAGCACAAAAAAGACAAGGGGUGUACCUUGCUUUACAUUUUCUUUCUAAAAACAAAACAAAACGCAUAUACACGGUCCCGCAAAAUGAGUUACCAUUGUUUUCCAGCAUCAGUAAUUGCCUGGACCUGUCCGUCCCGUCUCUGUACUCUCACAACCACUGUGUUCUGCGUUCUCUGAUUAAAAACCUCUGUGUACCGCAA
Molecule: messenger RNA, 2820 nt
Organism: Tympanuchus pallidicinctus (lesser prairie-chicken)
Lineage: Eukaryota; Metazoa; Chordata; Aves; Galliformes; Phasianidae
Gene: CDKN2C
Product: cyclin dependent kinase inhibitor 2C
Exons: 2
Coding region: 972-1439 (155 amino acids)
Biological process (GO): regulation of cyclin-dependent protein serine/threonine kinase activity; negative regulation of cell population proliferation
Cellular component (GO): nucleus
Molecular function (GO): protein kinase binding; cyclin-dependent protein serine/threonine kinase inhibitor activity
Source: RefSeq, a predicted model, not a curated record